AUGGAGGGAAAUUCAUCUAGAGGAAAAAAAGCCAUGCAAGAGAAGGAUGAAGUAAAAUACCGCGGUGUUCGUAGGCGGCCGUGGGGUAAAUUCGCGGCGGAGAUACGCGAUCCAACCACCAGGCCCGGUUCCCGACAGUGGCUAGGUACGUUUGAUACUGCUGAAGAGGCGGCUAGAGCUUAUGAUAAGGCAGCAUUUAACCUGAGAGGACAUCUUGCUACCUUAAAUUUUCCUAAUGAGUACUAUAAUCAACUUUCUUGUCCUCCUUUAUAUUAUGGUAAUAAUAAUAACAACAUUAUUUGUUCAUCAACAAAUAAUGUUUCAAGAGGAAAAGGAAUUAGUUCAUCAUCAUCAACAAAUUAUAAAGGUAGGGAAAUUAUUGAACUUGAAUGUCUUGAUAAUAGUGUUCUUGAAGAACUUCUUGGUGUGGAAGAUCCAAAAAUUACAAAAAGAAAAUAA
Messenger RNA from Solanum lycopersicum (tomato), 459 nucleotides. RefSeq names its product ethylene-responsive transcription factor ERF098-like. Gene Ontology annotation, biological process: ethylene-activated signaling pathway; regulation of DNA-templated transcription. The record is from RefSeq and is a predicted model, not a curated record. Gene Ontology annotation, molecular function: DNA-binding transcription factor activity; DNA binding. NCBI's taxonomy places the organism in Eukaryota, Viridiplantae, Streptophyta, Magnoliopsida, Solanales, Solanaceae.